This is a messenger RNA of Sphenostylis stenocarpa, 1752 nucleotides long. NCBI's taxonomy places the organism in Eukaryota, Viridiplantae, Streptophyta, Magnoliopsida, Fabales, Fabaceae. The record is from the annotation of a GenBank genome assembly.
AUGACACCAAAAGUUUCAAGCUUGGAAGCAGCCCAGAAAGCCAUAAACUCAAUUGGGGUGGGAUUUGACAUAACACAAGAUAUAGGUUUUGACAACUGUAAGAAGGGUUCAAGGUUGAUAUUUGUCAAUGAGAAACAGUGCCGUCUUCUUGAGAUUCCUGGUGGAGGGGUUUCAAUUCCAAAUGUCCCUAACUCUAUCAAAUGUGUUAGAGGGGAAUCAAUUAGAGUCUGCUCAGAAGUUCUAACCUUGCAACAGAUGUUGGAACACUUCAACCAGGAAAUGUGCCUUGGAGGACAAACUGCAUCGGGUCAUUUCUGUGCUUCAUUUGGGUUAUCUAGUCGAAGUCUAAAAGAUUUGGCUUCUAUCAAGUCUCUUGCUUAUGAUGGUUGGUUCAUCAAACGCUAUGCCAUUGAAUUAGAAAGGUAUCAUGGUGAACUCCUUGAUCAUGUCAAAGAAGCAGUGCCAUCAUCGUGGGACCCUGAGGCCUUAGCAAGGUUUAUAGAACGGUUUGGAACUCAUGUCGUAGUUGGGGUAAGCAUUGGAGGAAAGGAUGUGUUAUAUCUUAGACAAGGGGAUACAUCAUAUCUGGGUCCUAAUGGUAUUCAGAAACUUUUGAAGGAUACAGCUAACAUGAAGUUCAAGGAUUCUGCAGAUAUUCAUCGCGGGGCUUCAGAAGACUUGUGUCAAGAAAAAGAGGAUCUUUUCAUGAUACAUAGUAGGAGGGGUGGAAGCGAUCAAAAGAUGUAUCAUGAUGAAUGGUUGGAUACUAUUGACUCGGAACCUGAUGUAAUAUCAUUGUUCCUUCUCCCUCUGACAUCCCUUUUGAGAAGCAUCCCUGGAAGUGGAUUUGUGAGCCAUGCCAUAAAUCUCUAUCUCCGUUACAAACCUCCAAUUGAGGACCUUCAUCAGUUUUGUGAGUUUCAGCUACCAAGACAAUGGGCACCUGUACCUAGUGAGAUUAGCCUCGGUUCUCGUUCGAAGCAUCAAGUGAACACCUGGCUUAGAUUUAGUAUCUUGGGUCCCAAGCUUUACAUAAAUACCAUACCAGUGGAUGUAGGGAAUAGACCAGUAGUUGGGCUAAGAUUACAAUUGGAAGGAAGAAGAAGCAACCGAUUGGCCAUUCACCUGCAGCAUCUGGCUUCUCUACCCAAGUCCUUACCACUUUCUGACAACGCAAAUACUUACUUAUCUUGUGACUCAUAUAACUGCAAUUUGCAUAAAAAAGUUAAAUGGAACUCUUUUUCAUACGUUUGUACUGCUCCAGUUGAGUCAGAUGAUAGUGUUUCAAUUGUGACAGGAGCUCAGUUACAAGUUGAAAAGAAGUGUCUCCUUCUGAGGCUGCGCUUCUCCAAAGUAGUUGGUGCCAUUCUGCAGAAACCUGAGUGGGAUCAAUCCUCCAGUCUUGGCCAGUUUAGCAUGAAAUCUGGGGGUAUCUUAGCAAUCAUUUCCAAAGAGGGACAGAGGGGCCAUCCAAAGCCAGGUGAUAAAACCAUUAGUUCCAAUACAUAUUCUUAUGCACGCCCUGCGCCAGUUCACACACCUAAGCUUCAAAGGUUUGUUGACACAACUGAAAUGAUGAGAGGACCAGAAGAUACUCCUGGAUAUUGGGUUGUGUCUGGGGCAAGGCUUUCUUUUGAGCAUGGAAAAAUAUAUCUCCUUGUUAAGUAUUCGCUAUUAUCUUUUGUUAUGGAUAGUGAAACUGAAGCUUCACAGAAGUGCUUUAAAGAUCAAUCUACCUUCCUUUCAAGUUAA